UGUCAGGGUUUUACUGCUGGAUAAGUCAGCCUUGGGUGUACAGGUGUGACCGGCAGAAUAAAGUCGUGGUGUAUAAUGGUAGCUCAAACAUUAUAAGCGACAUAGUUCGUGUCAAAAGGCCCGUCGAAUGAAAUUUGCAGACGAAAUGUGGCUGUGCAGUUUAACCUUACGCACUGCCCCUUUAAGCAGCUCGCCUCCUCGUCUCUCCCACCGUGUGUCUCUCUUCCCCAUUUCGCUGCUUUGUUUUCAUUGUCGCUCCUCUGAUCAUGGCUGCUCAUUCUACCGAAGAACCGUUCCCUUUCCACGGGCUGCUCCCCAAAAAAGAAACCGGUGCCGCGUCUUACCUCACCAGGUUCCCGGAGUACGAUGGCCGAGGAGUCCUCAUCGCUAUCCUCGACACCGGCGUGGACCCUGGGGCCCCCGGCAUGCAGGUCACAACUGAAGGGAAGCCAAAGAUCAUCGAUAUCAUCGAUACAACAGGCAGCGGUGACGUGAACAUGACCACAGUGGCAGAACCUAAAGAUGGGACAAUCACUGGCCUCUCUGGUAGAAUACUUAAGAUCCCUCCUGCUUGGGUCAAUCCAUCAGGGAAGUAUCGCAUUGGAGUUAAAAAUGGCUAUGAGUUCUUCCCUAAGGCUCUUAAAGAAAGAAUACAGAAAGAGCGAAAGGAGAAGAUGUGGGACCCACCACACAGAGCAGCACUUGCUGAGGUCUGCCGCAAGACAGAAGAGUUUGACCUCUCUCAUCCAUCACCCUCACAGAUGGAAAAGUUGCAGAAAGAGGAGCUGCAGAGUCAGGCAGAGCUGCUGGCAUCACUAGAAAAGAAGUACAGUGAUCCUGGUCCUGUAUAUGACUGUGUCCUUUGGCAUGACGGCAUCACAUGGAGGGCAGUACUGGACACUUCAGAGUGUGGAGAGCUGUCGCAGUGCACAGUGCUGUGCUCCUACAGAGAGACGCAAGAAUAUGCCACAUUAGGCAAUGCUGAGAUGCUUAACUACUCUGUUAAUAUUUAUGAUGAGGGAAACGCGCUCUGCAUCGUCACUAGUGGAGGGGCCCAUGGAACACAUGUGGCAAGCAUUGCAGCCGGUUACUUCCCAGAAGAACCAGAGCGCAAUGGUGUGGCCCCCGGUGCCCAGAUCCUGGCUCUGAAGAUUGGAGACACCCGCCUCAGCACCAUGGAAACAGGCACAGGACUCAUCCGUGCGAUGAUUGAAGUAAUCAACUACAAGUGUGACCUGGUUAACUAUAGUUAUGGGGAAGCUACCCACUGGCCUAACUCGGGGAGGAUUUGUGAGGUGAUCACAGAGGCUGUCCAGAAGCACAAUGUGAUAUUUGUUUCAAGUGCUGGGAACAACGGCCCUUGCCUCUCCACAGUUGGCUGCCCAGGGGGAACCACCAGUAGUGUCAUUGGUGUUGGAGCUUAUGUGACUCCAGACAUGAUGGUGGCAGAGUAUUCCCUGAGGGAGAAGCUGCCUCCCAACCAGUACACCUGGUCGUCCAGGGGUCCCAGUACAGACGGAGCCCUGGGGGUCAGCAUCAGUGCCCCCGGUGGUGCCAUUGCCUCUGUACCCAACUGGACUCUUCGUGGUACCCAGCUGAUGAACGGCACAUCCAUGUCAUCCCCUAAUGCCUGUGGAGGCAUCGCACUAAUCCUUUCAGGACUGAAGCAGAACGGGAUCCGUCCCUCUGUCCCUGCGGUGAGGAGAGCACUUGAAAACACAGCUCUGAAGGUUGAUGACAUUGAGGUGUUUGCACAGGGCCAUGGCAUAAUCCAGGUGGACAGGGCAUUAGACUACCUCACUCAACACGCCUCUUUACCCACGAGCCACCUUGGCUUCUCAGUAAGCGUGGGAACACAGAGAGGUAUCUACCUCAGGGACCCAGGCCAAGUUCUUGCACCCUCAGAUCAUGGAGUAGGAAUUGAACCCAUCUUCCCAGAGAACACAGGAAACACUGAGCGAAUCUCCUUGCAGCUACACUUGGGGCUGACAUGUGUCGCCACAUGGGUCCAGUGCCCCUCCCAUUUAGAGCUGAUGAACCAGUGUCGUCAUGUCAAUGUCCGCAUCGAUCCUGUGGGACUCAGAGAGGGAGUGCACUACACAGAGGUGUGUGGAUACGAUACAUCUGCGCCUAGCUGCGGUCCUCUGUUCAGAGUUCCAAUCACGGUUAUCAUCCCUGCCAAAGUGACAGAUAGUCGUAAUCAGGAGGUGUGUUUCUCAGACAUCCACUUCAGACCAGGCCAGAUCAGACGGCACUUUAUCACUGUUCCUCAGGGAGCCUCCUGGGCAGAGAUCACAUUGACCUCUCAUUCGGGAGAUGUGUCGUCAAAGUUUGUUCUCCAUGCGGUGCACCUGGUCAAACAGAAGGCAUACAGAGCUAAUGAAUUCUACAAGUUCUCUUCACUAUUGGAAAGAGGCUCACUAACUGAGGCUUUUCCUGUGCUGUCAGGCAGGGUCGUCGAGUUGUGCAUUGCGCGCUGGUGGGCGAGCCUGGGUGACGUCACGGUGGACUACAGCAUCUCGUUCCACGGACUCAACACUUCCCCUUCACCCCUUCACAUACAUGCCUCAGAGGGAGUGACGAGUUUUGAUGUGUCGUCGCCUCUAAGGUACGAGGAGGUGUCCCCCACUAUUACCCUCAAGUCCUGGGUUCAGCCCCUCAGACCCUUAAGUUCAAAGAUAAAAGCCUUGGGAAUGAGGGAUGUUCUCCCCAAUAACAGACAACUCUACGAGAUUAUCCUCACCUACAGCUUUCACCAGCCUAAGAGUGGAGAGGUCACCCCCAGCUGUCCCAUGCUGUGUGAGCUGCUUUAUGAGUCUGAAUUUGACAGUCAGCUCUGGAUGCUUUUUGAUCAGAACAAGAGACUGCUUGGCUCAGGGGAUGCCUACCCACACCAGUAUUCCCUGAAGCUGGAAAAGGGGGACUACACUCUGCGUCUGCAGGUCCGUCACGAGCAGUCCAGUGAGUUGGAGCGUCUUAAGGACCUACCAUUUGUGGUUUCUCACCGUCUGUCGACCACUCUCAGUCUAGAUGUCUACGAGACGCAUCGAGCUGCCCUCAUGGCCAAGAAAAAGGCAAACUCUGUCACCCUGUGCCCGGGUGCCACUCAGCCUUUCUACGUCACAGCCCUGCCUGACGACAAGAUCCCUAAGGGGACGAGUCCAGGGUGCUAUCUUUCAGGCUCUCUCGUCGUCCCCAAGAGCGAGUAUGGCAAGAAAGCAGGGCAGGCCUCUGCAAAACGACAAGGAAAGUUUAAAAAGGAUAUUGUACCAGUCAUCUACCAUUUAAUUCCUGCUCCCAAUAAAACAAAGAAUGGAGGGAAGGAGAAGGACAAGGAUGGAGACAAAGAGAAAGACGUGAAAGAGGAGUUUGCAGAAGCCAUGCGAGACUUGAAGAUUCAGUGGAUGACAAAGUUGGACUCCAGCUCCAUCUACGAUGAACUGACGGACAACUUCUCAGAUUACCUUCCUCUGCAUGUACAAAGACUGCACCAGCUGGACUUAGAAAAGGAGCGUGUCAAACGUCUCAGGGAGGUGGUAUCGGCAGCUGACAUCGUCAUCUCCCACAUCGACCAGACAGCCUUGGCUGUUUACCUCACCAUGAAGACGGACCCUCGUCCUGAUGCCGCUUCUAUCAAGACUGACAUGGAGAAGCAGAAGUCGUCUCUGCUGGACGCUCUCUGUAGAAAGGGCUGUGCUCUGGCUGACCAGCUCCUGCUGCCCCCCACGCCAAAGGAGGCCGCCGGUGCUGUUGCCACAGGACAAGCUGCAGCAGAGGAGGAGGUUGGAGAGCAAGCGGCCAGCAGCUCUGACGACACCCUGCACAACGUGGCUAAAGCCCUGAUGGAUACGUUUUGGGAGGUGCAGAAGUGGGCAGAGCUAACUGACUCCAAGGUGUUGAUGUUUGCAUAUAAACAUGCUCUGGUGAACAAGAUGUACAGCCGAGCCUUAAAAUACGCCUCAAAGAUGGUGGAGGAGAAGCCCAGCAAAGAGAACAUGAAGAACUGCAUCCAGCUUAUGCGACACCUCCGAUGGACACACUGCGCUACUUUCAGUGAGAACUGGCUUCCUGUCAUGUACCCCGCUGACUACACACCUUUCUAGGCACAGACACACACACACACAUGCAUGAGCAGUAGGGCCACACAUGGUCCAAUUACAUGGUAAGUUCGAUAUCAUGUCCCUCAGUGUCACGUGGUCUAUGCAUCUGACCAACCAGCUGCCUCCUGAGAAUUUUUUUUGUUUUUCAAAUUCAGACAUAGGUGAACACCAAAAUGGAGGAGAACGUUGGUUGUAAACAGUUUGAUGCACUCGACACCUUAUAAGGGGAGGGAUUGUGUUCAUCAUGGAACCAGUCAAACGAGGUCAUUUAAAUGUCUUGUUGAACAUCACAGCUCCACCGACCAUGUAGCAUGACUGCGUCAGCUUUUUGUUUGAAUAUCAUCAACAGAAAAAUGUUGAAUUUUUUUUUUUUUUUUUAAAUGGUCAAAACUCUUGAUAGUGUAGCUCAUUGAUAUCUUAGUUGGGCGUUGUCCUUUAUCUUGGUGUCAUCUACACAUUUGAAGGCUUUCACAUCCACCCAACCCCCCUCAGCUCAACGCUCUCCAUAUCAGAUUAAUAACCUCAUUCUCUCAUGAAAAUAUUGUGAAAGGGCCAGUGUGAACUCCAGGGAUGCAUCCCAAGUCUUUAAAAAAAAAAAAACCUCUGACUCUAUUUAAUCACUUUCAAAAAAUCAACAACACAACGAUGCUUCAGUGGGAAGAAAGGAGGACACUCUGCUGCACCAUGUUCGGACAUACGAGGGCACUGCCUGAUCCCUGAAUAAAAAGACAAGCUCGGACAGAACUUCGUAUCUUUUUUCUUUGUUUUUUGAUCGUUCCAACCUGGCUAGGUAGAUAAUGUUAACGUUUAGUCUUGUGUCUUUUUAGGCUCUGACUCACGUACACAGUCUCAGAACACACAAACAGUGCUGAGGUGCCUUUCUACAUGUACCUUACCUUUUCUGAUGGGAUGAAAGAUGAAGUGCAAGGACUUUGGCCAGAGGGAGCUGCAGAAUCAGUAGCGUCAGUCAGCUAUUUUCAGUCCUUUCACCCAUCAGCUUGUGGUGUCAAAUGUGGUUUUUAAAGCUCAUAUAAGCAGUGUGAUGUGUCAGUGACUUGUCAGGAAGCCACAAACACACUUUCUUGGCUCCUACUUACCUCCAGAGGUGUUCGCCACCUAAUUCACACUGCAGUUACCCGAGCAGCGCGUUUGAUGACCAUCAGACAGACCUCACUAACGUAACAGAUGCAGUUGUAGGUGGCGAUACGAUGUUCAACAUCAGAUUUCAUUGUAAAAUGUUCACACAGUAGUUUAGUAUGUUUCUCUGCAGCAUUCAAAAUGUUGCAUUUGUACACAGUGUCAUAAAAUAAUGUACAUACACACAUAACAUUAAAAAAUAUUAAGAUGCAAUAGGUAUAUAAUACAAAUAUUAUUCUAAUUGAUGUAUUUUGCAUAUAUGCAUGUCUUCUAGGGCAGUGGUUCUCAACAUGGGGUCCCGACCCCCCAAAGGGGCCGUGGGAUAAUUUCCGGGGGUCGCCAGAUGGUUGUGGGGAAAAAAUAAAAUAACAUAUUUUAGACUGGGGAAUGGUUUUGACAUUACAUCACCUGUACCAGUGGUAUAAUUUCCCUUUUAGAAUAGCUUUUAUUGAGUGUGCCUGCACAUGAGUUUUUGAUUGGUCCCAAAAAAAAAGUUUUUAUUUUGUGCCACAGUAACGUGCUUAACCAAGCAGCUAUAGCCAGUUUUGGUAACUAUCACAUGGAACGACUAUGGAGCGAUGGCUUCUCUGCCUAUCGAUCUCCUCCACUGUGUUUCAGUACCAUGGACAGCGCCGCACCUACACAGGCAAACCCCUAAUUUAGCCAUACUCAUUUCACAAUGCCACGGACCUGAUUAUUCUGGGGGGGUCGUGACUCAAAAAGGUUGAGAACCACUGUUCUAGGAUGUAAGGAAAAAUAGUUUUAUUUGGAAGCAGAUUUUAGGUUGUUUCAAUUUGAAAUAUUUUAAUCCAAACAAGACUUUGACAAUAUCCACUUUCAGAGUGUGUGUUUGUGAAUGAUUUUAUUUGUACUCAUGAGCAUAUUUUGUGUACAUGAACAGAACUGAAAUGAUAGCCAUUUAGGGGGGGGUUAGGCGUUUGUUUUUUGUUUUUAUUUUUUUCUUCAGAUACCUUCUUUACUUAAAAGGACCACACCAUUGGUUUUGUAUGUUUGAUCUUAUUUACUGCAAAUUACAUACAUCACAGCUAACCAUUUUGCUUAUUUAGUUAAUUUAGAUUUUUGGAGGUAUUCUUCCUGGGAAUUGUUGGUUUUCAUUCAUUUCUUCCCAUAGUGAACACUGAGUCUGCAUUAAAUCAAAUUUCUCUUAUCUUUUUACAAUGAGAGAUUGUGUCCAACAUGAACACACAAUUUUCUGGCUAGUCAUUUCAGUUUUCAUCGUUUCUCAUGGGAGAUACCUAUCUGUGCUGUUUUGUCUGAGCUUUUCUUACCGGUUUGAGGCGGUGCAUAUUUUUGUGCACAACUCAGGAUUUAGCAAUAUUUGAAUCAAAAUCAGGUGAUAGUUGGUGGGUUGUUUUGGUCACUCAACUCUGAUCAAACAAGAUUAGAUUAGAUGAAUGAAGGUUUUUUUUUUUUUUUGGUUUUUUUUCUUCCCCAAAUCCAAAGUUUAAUUGGUUCUUGUUUAGUCAUGAAUAUUAACUAUAGAAAAAAAUACUUUGUUUUCAGGGAAUUUCAUGAGCCAAAUUUACAUAUUGCUGCUUGGCAAUGCAGUAUAAUCGCAGGUUGAAUUGAAAAGUCUUCAGUGCUUUACUCUGCAAAGAGAGUGCAACUUUUACAGAAAUUAAUGCAGACUUGAUGUUCACUGUCAUGGGCCUACUAUGGACAGGUUGUUUUUUUUUAAGUAUCAACAUUGAUGCAGCAGAAUCAGACAUAUUGUCUUCCUGGUCCAAACCUGGUGCCUACAUUACCCACAAUCCAACUCGUUUGCUGACAGUUCAGUCAGCGAUUUUGGUGUGUUAUGCUAGUAGCAUGUCUGUGUAACCUGAAGCUGCUAGCCACAAGCAGCGAUGAGGAACAGGCUCCAGAGGUCUGGGAAGCUCAUUUAUUUCUAACUCCACACCCCCAAUUUUUUUUUAUUUUCAGACCUAAUCAGAGUCAAAAACCAAGACAAGUUAUCAGACUUUGUGCAGCUUCAUCUGGAGCCACAGAAGGCUUUAUACAGCCUCUGUUGGAGCGGCUACUGCCCAAGAGCUGAAAACAGACUUUCACGUGUAAAUCGGUGGAGUUACCCUUUGAGCAAGUUUUAAGAGUCGACCAAUUGUUUUCAGUGUCAUAUGGAAAUAAAUGGGAGACGGUGACUGUUCAGAAUGGUGGGGAAAAAUGCAUCUGAAAAUAUAAAACCUCACAGCACGUACUUGAAAACAGUCACCAAAAAUGGCCGGUAUACAUGAUUUUUAGUUGAGGAUAUAAAACUUGCAAAAACACUGGUAUGGUCCUUUAAAAUAUCUCACCUGAAUCAUGUCACAAAUGAGGACUUACGGCUCUUUGUUUUCACAAUGCUGUGAUGAAGAGGACCGUGCUUAAGAUACAAACUACAUAUUCAGUUUUUACCUUUUUAAAGUUGUGAUUCCUGACCUUUUUCACUUAUAAAUCUGUAAAACAAACAGUGUGUUUUCCUGUCACAGUCUGUAGCAUUAUCAAUUUAACCAAAGAAUGAUUUUCCCAUGUCAUGUUGGUUUAAUUGUCUAAGGAAGUUUGAUGGCUGAAUAUGAAAGUUUUACCAGAAAAAAUAAAAUAGAAUUGGACAUAAAAGUAUUUAGUAGAAGAAGGAAAACCACAGGUAUAGAAACAAUAGCUUUAAUCAAAGAUGUCCUCUUUCCCUGAUGUUGGAAGUCCUCUCACAAGUGGAAGGUACAUACCUAAGAAUGUAAAAGCAUUUGCUUUCAAGCCAAGGCCUGUUGUCCUCAUGGGAAUAAGUAAUCUUAUCUGGGAUGACCGUACAUGCACAUCAAAUCAGUGGUACCACCCAUGUUUACCCAGGGGUAUGAACUGUUUUUAGCCGUGAUAUGUGUGCACUUUCUGCAGCGGCCUCAGCACAGGCCUCUCAAAGUGUGAAGGGGUUUACUGGAGUAGGUUUGCUUUGGCUUUUGACUGAAUUAGUGUUCCUCAUUUUAACUUUGUGCAUUUUCUGUUUUUUCCUCUUUCCUGUGUUUGGGUUUUGGUUCAGACAGACGUUACGUUCAGGGCUCAGCUGUUGACAGUACGCGUUGCCUAUGACAGUCUCUCCGAAAAUGGCCUUAACUUUCACCACACUACUGUACCGUCCAUUUCUGGCACCAAACAGACUUCUCAUAUCUGUUGCUCUCGCUCUGCUGGUGUCAGGAAAGACUUCAGAAAUGCUUCUUCUGGAUGUUGAGUGUUUAUAUUUAUAGUCAUAAAAUCUAGUAAAUGCCAAUAUUUUACAGAAUGUUAUGAGAUAAGGUUGUAUGCUCUCAGUAUUAUUUUAUACCCAUUCUUCCUCGAUGACGUGGGAAAGACCUGAGCUAUUGUCGCACCAUUUUGUGGUCACAUGAGUUAAGUCACAAACAAGGAAAAUGACACUGAAUAAAAAUUAUU
Molecule: messenger RNA, 8651 nt
Organism: Xiphias gladius (swordfish)
Lineage: Eukaryota; Metazoa; Chordata; Actinopteri; Istiophoriformes; Xiphiidae
Gene: tpp2
Product: tripeptidyl peptidase 2
Exons: 29
Coding region: 267-4103 (1278 amino acids)
Biological process (GO): proteolysis
Cellular component (GO): cytosol
Molecular function (GO): serine-type endopeptidase activity; tripeptidyl-peptidase activity
Source: RefSeq, a predicted model, not a curated record